Molecule: messenger RNA, 774 nt
Organism: Physella acuta
Lineage: Eukaryota; Metazoa; Mollusca; Gastropoda; Physidae
Source: RefSeq, a predicted model, not a curated record
GGCAUCGCGCGGCGGUCCGACCCCAUAACACAUACGCAAUUAGAAACCACUGAUUUAGAAAGAAGAAUGGUAGCUCUGUAAGAUGGUAUAACUUUACCAGCUGUAUAAUAUAAUUAAAUGCUAAAAAUGUUCAAUUUAAAAUUUUAAAAUGAUUUUUUUCAAUGAAAAAAUAAUUUUACAGCCGCCAAAGUUGUAUAUUCCGAAAGGGCAUCCAAUUUGCCAUAAAACUGUUACGAUUUAAUGAACACUCCGUGUAUGGGGUCGGACCGCAGUAAAUGAAACCAAUGUAUACAAAUCGCGACGACCCGCAUCUAAAUUUCGCCGGCUUGAGUCAAGAUUUUGUUGAAUUCCGGAACACCCGACCUCGGUUCAGAGCAAGAUUUUGUGUUUAUUCGUUGAUUACAGUGGAUUUAAAAACACGUGCAGAGCAAGAUAUUAGCAUAAAAGAAAGGGGAAACUCAUUGGCCUACCAAAAAUUUUGUAUUGUUGUGAGAGCAACAACAGGACUCCUGAAUACUUUUGAAGGAAACCAUAUGUCAAAUACAUUUUCUAUACUCUGGACCAAUGGAAGGAUCCCUUACUAGAUUCCAUAAUUUGAUCUGUAACCCUGAAGAAGACAAACUCAACCAGGAUAUUGACUAUUAAUUACAAUGCUACCCAACCUCAUAGAGAAUUUUCCCAAUCAGGAUAUUGACCUGUCUUUUUUAACCUGCUCUAAGAUUUCUGAUAAUUGUAUAAGUUAGGACCUAGACAUUUCCAGAAGUUGACUUUGAU